Messenger RNA from Oncorhynchus gorbuscha (pink salmon), 3812 nucleotides. RefSeq lists its product as uncharacterized. The record is from RefSeq and is a predicted model, not a curated record. The transcript has 16 exons. Lineage: Eukaryota; Metazoa; Chordata; Actinopteri; Salmoniformes; Salmonidae. The coding region runs from base 289 to 2970 and encodes 893 amino acids.
CAUUGGAAUAAGAAACAACCGAGAUUGAGUAGCAACGAACAGGUGUUGAAAAGUAACUGUUUGUGGAAUAUUUAAUUCUAAUUUACAGACACUUUUUUAUUUAGUACAGAAGAAUCAAAGUGUAUUUUUUUUUGCGUUCGAUUCGAUUAAAAAAAAUAUUGUUAUUUAAUUGAAUCAUUCUGGCGUUUAAUUUUUACAAAAUAAGAUGGCAAUAUUGGAAGAAGAUAUAUCUUUCAUAUGCCUCGUAAAUACUGUUUAAUAACUAACUCAGAAGUAGUGUGAGACAAAAUGUCAGCUGACAUUAGUUUGUUCGAUUUGGUGAACCUGUCGAUCGGGACACCUGAAGUUGGAGCUGUCAACUUUAAUGCGUUGCAUACCCUCCUCCACGCUAUCCUGGGACACCUGAAAAUCCAAAAUGUGACCACCGGCUGGAGAGAGCAGGAUGCCCCGCCACAGGAGCCCCAUGGCCCGCAUCUGACCAAGUCCUCUAGCCCGUACCAUCACAUGGAAGAGAAACUUCGGCAGAUCGAGAGACAGAUGGCCGCGCUGGAGAAGCUUCCUAGCGGUACGGAUCUUCUGAGCCGCACUGCCUCAACCACAACACCGGUCAACGACUUGUGGCAGCUGAUGCAGCUCCGCCGCAAGGCUCAGGCGAGUGAGGACGGCGUGUCCAAGUCUAUGUCGCUGAUCCAGGAUCUGCUGAAGGAGAUCCAGGACCUGAAGGAGUCCAGAGACGACCUGAAGAAAGAGGUCAAGAGCCUCCAGAACCAAUUUAACCAGCUGAAUAUGAGUGAGCUGGUUGACAGAAUCAACGAAGUGGAACAGUACUGCCACCGUCUGGACAACCUGGACUCUGCCACCAAAGAGCUGCAGGACAGAGUUGGGCGUUACCCAGACCCAGACGAGCUCAUCCAGUGUGUGACCUGGGACAUCAUGCAGACCACCUUGGUUAGCGAGCAACAGAAUCUGCAAAAGGAAAUCAAGCACUCAGUCCCUGUCCCCACAUCAGUUGUCAUGACCACCAUGACUCCUUUCAGCGUCUCUGCCAAUGCCAAUACUGGAGCUGCUGCCUUCACUCCUGGCACUGUCACUGCCAGCCAGCAUGGGGGGGCGCUGCCCCAGCAGUCCCUCUCUGAUGCAGCUGCUGCCUUCACUCCUGGCACUGUCACUGUCAGCCAGCAUGGGGGGGUGCUGCCCCAGCAGUCCCUCUCUGAUGCAGCUGCUGCCUUCACUCCUGGCACUGUAACUGUCAGCCAGCAUGGGGGGGCGCUGCCCCAGCAGUACCUCUCUGAUGCAGCUGCUGCCUUCACUCCUGGCACUUUAACUGUCAGCCAGCAUGGGGGGGUGCUGCCCCAGCAGUCCCUCUCUGAUGGAGCUGCUGCCUUCACUCCUGGCACUGUCACUGUCAGCCAGCAUGGGGGGGCGCUGCCCCAGCAGUCCCUCUCUGAUGGAGCUCUGAUGGUGGGCAGCAAACCCCUGUCUCGUGUGGCCAGCGGGGCAGAGCGUUACCCAGAGACAGUGGAGGCCCUGAGGGACGUGGGCAGGCUCAGGGAGAGACACAACACCCUGGAGACCAGAGUAGAGCUGCUGGAAGCAGGCAAGGCUGACCAGGCCCAGCUCCAGCACCUCCGGGAGCUCCUACCUGACAUGGGGGACAGGGAUGUGCCUGACAAUCUGUUGGAUCAACUGACUCAUCUGAGAGUUCUGGUUGACAGCCUGAUGGGUGACAGAGCCAAGAGCUCGGAGCUGAUGAAUGACGUUCAGGGAGCCAUCAUGCAGCUGCAGGCUGAGUGUGAGAAGCUCCACGGCACAGCCAACCACCUGAUUGAGGAGCACGGCCAGAAACAGGUCCACAUCGACCAUCUGUACAAGUCCAUGGAAGAACUGGACGAGAAGAAAGCUGACAAAGAGCUUGUGGAGAUGGAGAUUGAAAUCAAAGCAGACAAGCGUGCCCUGGAGACCAAGGUGAGCCGCAUGCAGUUUGACUCCAUGACAGAGGAGCUCAACACCAUGUUCCAGGAGCUGCUCAGCAAGAUCACCGGCCAGGAGCAGGACUGGCACAAAAUUGUCGACAAAAUCUCCACCGAGAUGGAGUGCAAGCUGGACCGGAUUGAGCUGGAUCCUGUGAAGAAGCAGCUGGAGGACCGCUGGAAGAGCAUCCGUAAGCAGCUGCAGGCCCAGCCUGCCCCAAAGGAGGACGACGCUGCAGGCAUUAGGAAACAACUUGUGGCAAGGUUCCACUGCAUCUCCUGCGACCGCCCAGUCGAUAUGCUUACCCCAGGACCGCAUUUGGUCACCCUGCCCUCCACUCCUGGCCUACCCUCCCACAAGUCCAACCGACCGUACACCAUCUAUGAGCUUGAGCAGGUUCGCCAGCAUUGCAGAAGCGAGCGCAUCCCUGAGAUGGCGGACUACAGUUACCUGGCCAUGUCCCGGAGCUGUGGAGGCAGCCACACCGUGACCUACCCCAACCGCCGCUACACCCGCCUGCAGCAAUUCAGCCACUUCAUCCAGGCUGAGGAGGAGACACCGCCCAUCUCCAGCUCCCCACUGCGCAUUCAGCCGGAGGAGGUGGACAUCCUGGGAUUGGACGGACAUAUCUACAAGGGCCGCCUGAAAAACAGAUCGGUCAAGACUGUGGAUGCCAGACUACCCACCAUCUUUCCUAAAGACGCAGGCAUGUGCAAGAGCAAAGACAAGAUCAUGCGCUCCCAGUUCCAGAAGCCUGGCUGCACAGAGCCGGGCUGUGUGACCCCUGUGCGACCCCAGAGUGCCAAAACCCAGCGCAGCCGCUCAGCCUCAGGCAGCUCUGUGCGAGACCGGCCCAUGUCUUCUUUAGGCUGCCUGUCCCAGGCUACCCUUCCCCAGAGCUCGUCCCAUGCUGACACCACCAGCGAGCUGCUGCAGCAAGAUCUGGAGCUUCACGUGGACCUGAGCCAGUCUGAGGUCGAGCCCGUCAUCAUCCUGUAGGGGGCGAUGAAGAGCCCCACACACCUUAUUUUAAUAAACCGUUUACAGCAGCACCAGGAGGGUAUCCUGGUCUCCAUUUUGUAAUGGAGCAUACAGACGUUGUGAAAAUCAAGUCUGAUAUUAGUCAGUUAGGUUAUUUAUGGAUGGUAAUGGAAGAACACAAUUCUAGGACCUAUGAACACUGUUUCAAUGCAACAAAAUAGCUGAGUCACAAAAUAGCUGAGUCACAUUUCCAAGGUGUAGCUUUACAGGUCAAAUACCUUACGUGUGGCUUCAUUACGAUUUUGGUUUAUGAUGCCUGAUUUUCAAUGACCUUCAUAGAGAAGCUUUCAGGCAGGUGACCUCAAAUACCAGACUGUUUGGAUGCAGAACAAUACCACCAUGGAGCAAUUCGUUUGACAUAUAGGGUCUUAUAGAGCAGUAUCAUUAAGGGCUUGAAAUGUCUUCCCUCUCACAGACCCAGUUUCUGUAACGUCUGAUUCAUUGUGUAUUAGUGUCUCAAGUUGUUUCAUCACAUGUUAAGAGGAAAGCGUGCUGUCAUUACCACAAAAAUGUACCCCUGUCGUGGACUCAUAACAAUGGUAGCCAGCCACCUGCAUCUAUUGGGGAAGCAAAGCAGCCAGGGUUGUAAAAUCGGCCCAGAUGGCAUUCCCUUCGAAUGUCACCGUGCCUGUGUCCAGUUACAGCAGUCUCCUGGUGUCUGUGUGUUUUAAACAAGGGUGUUCGCUAUGUGUGCCUCACUCUGGCAUAGUGUAUCAUUUUUAACCAUGGCACAGCAUUGGGUAUCAUAGCAUACUUUUAGCGUAGCGCCAUGUCAGCACUCAACUGCAGUUGUCCGUGGG